Hyalella azteca is the source of this 384-nucleotide messenger RNA. RefSeq names its product oxysterol-binding protein-related protein 8-like. Bases 1 to 384 code for a protein of 127 amino acids. The record is from RefSeq and is a predicted model, not a curated record. Gene Ontology annotation, cellular component: cytosol; intracellular membrane-bounded organelle; membrane. Gene Ontology annotation, molecular function: cholesterol binding. Lineage: Eukaryota; Metazoa; Arthropoda; Malacostraca; Amphipoda; Hyalellidae. The transcript has 3 exons.
AUGCCCUCAGUCAGGUCAUGCCCUCAGUCAUGUCAUGCCCUUGGUGUUGACUGUUUUUACUGCGUGCAGGUGUCACACCACCCGCCCGUCUCCGCCGUGUACGCCAUCAACAGACGUGAGGGCUUCGCUCUCUCCGCCACCGUCCUCGCCAAGUCCAAGUUCUACGGUAAUUCGACGUCAGCCAUAUUGGACGGACGCGUGAACCUGGUGCUGCUGCCGCGGGGGGAGGAGUACACGAUGACCAUGCCUUAUGCCCACUGCAAGGGCAUCCUCAUGGGCACGCUCUCCAUGGAGCUGGGGGGCAAGGUUACCAUCGACUGCGAGAAGACGGGGUACUCCGCCGAGCUCGAGUUCAAACUCAGGCCGUUCCUGACCAUAUCAUGA